GGGCCGGGGCCGGGGCCGGGGCCGGGGCCGGCCCGCCAGCCAUGUCCGUGAAUAUGGAAGAGCUGCGGCACCAGGUGAUGAUCAACCAGUUCGUGCUCGCGGCGGGUUGCGCCGCCGACCAGGCCAAGCAGCUGCUGCAGGCGGCACACUGGCAGUUCGAGACAGCCCUCAGCGCCUUCUUCCAGGAGACCAACAUUCCCAGCAGCCACCACCCCCCCCAGAUGAUGUGCACCCCCAGCAACACGCCGGCCACGCCGCCCAACUUCCCGGACGCGCUGGCCAUGUUCUCCAAGCUGCGCACCUCGGAGAGCCUGCAGAGCAGCAACAGCCCCAUCACCUCCAUGGCCUGCUCUCCCCCAGGCAGCUUCAGCCCCUUCUGGGCCUCCUCGCCCCCCAGCCACCAGCCUGCCUGGCUGCCCCCGUCCUCACCCACCACCCAUGGCCUCCACCACCACCUGCACCACCCGCAGCCCUCCUGGCCUCCCACCCCUCCGCCCCCUGCCCCCCCACAGAAAGCCGUGGCCACCAUGGAUGGUCAGAGAUAAGGCUGGGGCUGGUGGAGGGUUGGGGGGGGUCAGGAGGGGCCGGGCCGGGGCGUUGGGAGCAGGGGCUCGCCAAGAAACGCACUGGAAUAAUUUUCUAGGUUUUAUUAUUAUUUUUAGGGGUGGGGAGCACAUGCUGCCAGGGAGGGCAUUGACCCAUGAGAGCCUCUGGCUGUUCUCUACUCCCCUCCCCUUUUUUUAAAAAAUAUAUAACUAUAAUAUAUAAAUAUAUCUAAUGUAUAUAAAUCCAGAGAGAAGGAGCAGCAGUGUGGAGGCAGCUGCUGGGUGUCUAGGGAGUUUUCCCUAUGGCUCUAUCCCCACCCAGUAUCUCUACAUCGGGGCAGGAGAGGGAAAGGGAGGACAGGAAUAGCAAAAAUAAAUGGAUGGAGGUGGCUGUUGGCACCCCAGAUCAUGGCCACACAGAUAUGGAGCCACUGGACACCCUCCCCAGCUCUGGCUUUCCUGGGCACUUGUUGCAGUGCCCAGAGCAAAUGCAGCUCUCUGGCUCCUGAAAUUCAGCCCGGCUUCUUGCACAGACCCCCCCACUGGACUUGCCCCCAACCCUAUCCUCCCUCCCUCAACACCCCCAGGGCCUGGGGGUUUAUCAAAGUGAUGUCCCCCUGUCCUUGUUACUGCCCUAUGUGGCACUUCCCCAGGCAGGGGGGCAGCUGGGGGUUUUUUAGUUUUCAAAUCAAUGUUGCUUAAAAAAAAACAAACAGAAAAACAAACUAAAAAAAAAAAACCACAGCAAAAAAACCCAAACAGGUUGAAGGUUUUUUAUUAAUUUAAAAAAUAAUAAAAAUUUUAAAAAAUCACUUUUUUAACACCAGCUAUCCCUGCCUUUUCUCUCUUCUGGGUGGGUGUCCCUGGCAGGGAAGUGAAAAUGAGGGUGACUUCCAUGUGAGGCAGCGUCACCAGUGGGGACUUGAGUCCAUUCUCUGCCUCCACAAGUCACCACUGCUGUCCCCAAAGAGGGGAGAUCAGAGGGAAGGGAAGAGCCAGGGCCGUGGGGGUGCUGUGCCAGCACAGUGAGGAGCCCCCAUGUUCCAGGGGGUGCAGCCAACACCCUCACAAAAUCACAGCUUGCAAAAGUUUCCCCCAGCAACCUGGGCCUCCCAGCCCCCUCUCCCACCCUGUGAUGAGCUUCCCCCAGGCCUCAGCACUGUGGGGACACUGGGGGAGGGGGUGAUGUCCCCCUCUGCAGAAGGGUCACCAGCCAGAGGACAUGGGAGCUCGCCAGGCCUCUUGUCACUGUGUUUAUACAACAAGCUGGGGUAAAACCCCAAAAAUGGAAGUACAGCAGCUCCAGAAAUGCCAGGAAAGACACGGAGGCUCAAGGCAGUCCAAAGCUUCCUGCAGGGAUGGGAAGGUACCCAGGAUGGCACAAACUCCAGGGAGAAAAGGCAAAAAAAACCUAUCUGGGAUUAAUUUACCUGCUCCAAAGAUCACCCAAGGCUGGGAGUGUGUUAAGGGGGUACGGGAGGGUGGAGUAUUUAUAGGGUG
Cinclus cinclus is the source of this 2045-nucleotide messenger RNA. RefSeq names its product UBA like domain containing 2 (gene UBALD2). Gene Ontology annotation, molecular function: protein binding. NCBI's taxonomy places the organism in Eukaryota, Metazoa, Chordata, Aves, Passeriformes, Cinclidae. The record is from RefSeq and is a predicted model, not a curated record. The transcript has 3 exons. The coding region runs from base 42 to 545 and encodes 167 amino acids.